This is a messenger RNA of Physella acuta, 2344 nucleotides long. RefSeq names its product sushi, von Willebrand factor type A, EGF and pentraxin domain-containing protein 1-like. Gene Ontology annotation, biological process: signal transduction. Lineage: Eukaryota; Metazoa; Mollusca; Gastropoda; Physidae. Gene Ontology annotation, cellular component: cell surface. The record is from RefSeq and is a predicted model, not a curated record.
AGAAGUGAUUCUUUGUGUGAUUUAAACAGAAAUGAUCUAGCCUAAAUACAAUAAGUCUAAAAAUGUAAAACACAUGGUAUAUAUAGCUUACUAUCUUGAUGAAAAAAACGAACGUUUUUUAAGUGUUUAAAUGAAAAAAAACCUGUCAAGACCGGCGUUUUCAAAAUCAAUUGAGAAAUAAGAACCGAAAUAAGGGCCACUUGCAUGCACGCAACAGUAUGGGAGCAUUCUAGCAGUAGCUUACUCACCAAUAUGGAAGCAUUCUGGCAGUAGCUUACUCACCAAUAUGGAAGCAUUCUAGCAGUAGCUUACUCACCAAUAUGGAAGCAUUCUGGCAGUAGCUUACUCACCAAUAUGGAAGCAUUCUAGCAGUAGCUUACUCACCAAUAUGGAAGCAUUCUGGCAGUAGCUUACUCACCACGAAGAGAUGCCAUCGACCUGCGUCAGGUCGGCACUGAUCUUGGUCGGCUUAGUUUUGCUUGACCAGCCGCACGGUUCGUUAGGCACCGCGUGUAAUGAGCUGCCAGCCGAUCACAGAAUCAACCAGAGAAGGUUCCACUGUUGUACGGAUACGGACGAAGAGCUGAUUUCCUGUCUGCUGCUGUGUGGGCCGGCAGGGAGUAAGCAGAUAGAAUUCGUCUGUAACCUGACAUCCGGAGAGUGGAACCAGGCUUUUGACCCGUAUGAUUUUCAAUGCGGCGAGCUCGUGGUUCCAGAAUUCCCGGACGGCUGUCCAGCGAACUUAGAGGAACUGAUUCUCGCGUCUGAUAAGGAGGAUGUCAGUGUUAUCUAUCCUCUGCCCAGAGCCAUUGGCUCCUCCGGUGGGUAUGUGCAGGUCCUGGGCUCCCCUGCCCCUGGGAGCGUCUUCAAGCUAGGGACUACCAAUGUCACGGUCACAGCUAUAGAUAGACUGAGCCAGUUAAACCAGACCUGCACAUUCGCCAUCCGUGUCAAGAGGCUUACCUGUGAUUUUCAUGAACUGAACAAAGCUAAACCGAACUACGUAAAGCGUGACGAUGUCUAUCAAGGUACUGACUACUAUAAGUUGACCUGUCCAUCUGGCUAUGAUCUGUACGGUGGCCCCUUCGCUAUCUGUAAACUUGACAUCCACACGAAAACAAAGAGCUGGAUGCAACCUGUACCGUUUUGCCACAACUGUUUACCACCAAGGAAGCCAAAAAAAGGAGAUGUUGACUGUGGUAGACGAGAAGACGGAGGUGUAGAAUGCACUUUAAAAUGCGGUGCCACAUUGAUCAAGCCUACAGCACCUACAGAUGCUACGUGUUUAGAUGGUAAAUGGAAACCAUUUGGGUACCUGACUGGCAGGGAUAUAGAAUGGGAUCCAUUUAGCUUUAUCCCAGACUGCAUAGCGCGCCUUAGGUCCAGUGGUCUAUAUAUUGAGGUGAAAAUCUACAACAAAGUUCCGGUGUGCAAUGAGGAGAAAAUGGCUGAAGCCCAACUAAAAUGGUCAGCAAUGCUACCCAGCAUUAACUUCACAGGCGCCUGCAACAAUACUCCCUGUGUAGCCACCUUUAGUAGUUCAAAAUGCCUUGAUGGAGUUAACGGUGUUAAUAUCGAGUAUAUCCUUGACGUAAUGGUCAAGACGAUCAAACAUUACAACAACGACUAUGCACAAAUCAAAUCUUAUUACGCUAUCAGUCAGUACUUCUGUGCUUACAUAAGAAAUCAUCAAGCUACAAUCACUCUCCCUGUACUCAGUGCCGAGCAUACCGCUACGUUUAGUAUCUACUGUGACGUUUAUACAACCUGCUCAAUUCCUGGGACUAACCCGGUAUUUAAUUCCGAUGCAUGCGUUGGUUGUGGCCAAGGUUACGUGCAAGACAUUUAUAGAUUUGGUGGAUGCGACAAGUGCCCGCCCAACACGUACCAGGGCCAGGAGAUAGGAUUGGCUUGCACCCCCUGCCCAGGAGCUACCGUUACUAUAAAUAGAGUCGGCUCAUCGCUUUCAGAUUGUAAAGAUGGGUGUGGCCUGGGAAUGUGGUUAAAUGUAGCACAGACAUUGUGUCUACCAUGCCCGAAAGGUACCUACCAGGACCAAGACGCAGCUACUAGCUGUAAGCCAUGCCCACCCCCUGCCACCACACUAGCAGAAAAGGCAGUUGCCUUGUUGGACUGUGUCGAGUUGUGCCCCCCUGGCCAGUGGUCAUUGGAUGGGGCUAAACCCUGCAAGCCGUGUCCUGUAGGGACCUACCAGCCCGAGGGUGGGGCCACUCAAUGUGUCGCCUGCCCAUUUGGCAUGUCCACGCUUGCACCUGGCCAAUCAUCCAUUGACGGUUGUGUUUGUAAGUGUCACAUACUUCACGAGAAGUUUAUUUACUCGUAG